AUCAACACCAUUGCAGGAGGUGAUGCCAGGCAUUCGGUUUCGAACAUCCAAGACGAAGGAAACAAUCGACUUUGGCUCUCCUAGUCAACUUUUGUAAAACUUAACGUAGAAAAAUUUUUGCAAAUAUACCUGUGGGCUUCUCGAGCUAAGGCUAAAAUGGAUUCAGCUAUUAGCGAAACCAAUCGCAAAUUAGAAGAAAAUGGCACGUUUUGGGAUAACCUCGGCAACUACACGGCUAUCCUAAGUAUCACCUACUUCUUCGUAACCAUCCUCCAGAUUUUAACGCGGGUAUGGGAGGCACAAGGGAAUGCGGCCAAAUCAACUAAAUCAGUUACUGCAAGGGAAGAAGUUGUACAACAACAGGCCGCCGAAACCACACGGAUCUAUGAGGCUCUGGAAAAAUUGGCUAAAGUGUCCGUGUCAAAUCGUUCUUAAUCCCAUGCUUAUUACUCCUUGUUAAUACAUCUAUUUAAAUUCACA
This is a messenger RNA of Daphnia magna, 480 nucleotides long. RefSeq lists its product as uncharacterized. Bases 157 to 435 code for a protein of 92 amino acids. The transcript has 2 exons. The record is from RefSeq and is a predicted model, not a curated record. NCBI's taxonomy places the organism in Eukaryota, Metazoa, Arthropoda, Branchiopoda, Diplostraca, Daphniidae.